UAACACGAUGUUAACAAGCUGUUGAUUUCGUAUCAAUAUUCAUGGUUUUUACUGUUUCCUCAACUAAAACUGUUUAUAAAUCGAUUCCCUUCGAAAGCUAUCACCACAAUAACUUGAGCCUUUGAACGAAUUGCAUUCGUUAAACUUCACCAUGAAGUUUGUUUUAUUAGUUUUGCUGGCUAUAAAUCUGUCCGCGCAAGCACGACACAUUGGAAAUAAUCGUUUUCGUCGUGACGAUAAUCACCAAAGCGAGACAACAACGGAUAAAAAUGCCGAUGGCCCAGCAUUUUGGCUUCGCAAUUUGGUUGUUGGGCCACCAGUGGGAGCGCCUCAAAUAAGUCUUAACGUGAAUGACAAAAUUGACGAUAGCCUCAUUGAAUUUAUAAAUGAUGCUCAGAAAAAAGUUGCACAAGAAAAGGAAGAAGCAAAGAAACCGAAUGAAGGAAACAAAGUAGAAAGUGAGGACCAAAAAGGGAGUCCUCCUUCAAAGCCGAAUAACAAUGCAAAAAGCAACGGUGAGGAGAAUAAAGGGAGUGAUUCGGAUGGUAAAAAGGCAGAUGCAACUGGAAAUAGUAAAAAUGAUGGAAGUAAAGACACUCCAAAGGAGUCUGAUAAAUCUAAAAGUGAUGGCAAUUUCGGUGACAAAACAUCAGAGCAUGAUGAUAGCAAGGCGGAUAAGAAAUCAGAUGAUAACAAAAAUAGUUCGAAUGAUAAAUCAAAACCAAAACCAAGCGAUGAUGGUGGAAAAGGAAAAGACGGUGGAUCAGCUGUCGGACGCGGGUUUGGAUACUCGUUUCGAUAA
Messenger RNA from Sitodiplosis mosellana (orange wheat blossom midge), 802 nucleotides. Its product is annotated as protein PF3D7_1417600-like. The record is from RefSeq and is a predicted model, not a curated record. The transcript is spliced from 2 exons. The coding region runs from base 152 to 802 and encodes 216 amino acids. NCBI's taxonomy places the organism in Eukaryota, Metazoa, Arthropoda, Insecta, Diptera, Cecidomyiidae.